AUGGCAGACAAGAUCACCUCUAAGAACCUCUCCUACGACACCAAGAUCCCACCGUUCCUGCGAGCCCUGCACGCGCAAGCAGCAGGCAACGCCGCUGACCCCGAUCCAAUUCUCUCGAAGCGGCGGAGGGCGGGCAAGAAGCGCUCCGAGAGCGAGGAGGCCGAGGACGCGCCGCUGGUGGUCGACGACGAAGGCAAUGUUGUCGAUGUGAGGGUGGACAAGGACGGAGGCGUCGACGAGAUCCAGCUGAAGAAGGACGAGGCCGACAAGGAAGACGUCACCAAGGAGGAGAAGAGGGAGGCAGACAAGGUUGCUGGCAUCGGGGCCAGCAAGAAGAGAAAGGCUGGCAAGGUCAUUGGCGAGGGUGUUGACGAUGCCAAGGAAGACGGCAAGACAGACGCGAAAGACGAGGCCAAGGAUGAGGGGUCGAAAAAGAAGGCCGGCAAGAAGAAGGGCAAAAAGAUCAAGUUGAGCUUUGACGAGCCCGAGUGA
This is a messenger RNA of Colletotrichum siamense, 492 nucleotides long. RefSeq lists its product as uncharacterized. The record is from RefSeq and is a predicted model, not a curated record. Lineage: Eukaryota; Fungi; Ascomycota; Sordariomycetes; Glomerellales; Glomerellaceae. The transcript has a single exon. The coding region runs from base 1 to 492 and encodes 163 amino acids.